This is a messenger RNA of Myotis daubentonii (Daubenton's bat), 1962 nucleotides long. It is a transcript of the gene DLX3, whose product is annotated as distal-less homeobox 3. Lineage: Eukaryota; Metazoa; Chordata; Mammalia; Chiroptera; Vespertilionidae. Gene Ontology annotation, molecular function: RNA polymerase II cis-regulatory region sequence-specific DNA binding; DNA-binding transcription factor activity, RNA polymerase II-specific. The record is from RefSeq and is a predicted model, not a curated record. Gene Ontology annotation, biological process: regulation of transcription by RNA polymerase II; epithelial cell differentiation; embryo development.
UGGACUGCGGCUGGGGACGCGGCGAGAGGCGCGCGCAGCGACCGUCCGAAGUCCGGCGCUCAGUCUAAGCGCCCCUGGGCCUCCCCUCCCCCGAGACGCCGCCGGACCCUCCUCCGCGCUGCGGACACACACCCCCGCCUCGGCUCCUCCGCCUCCCCGCGCUCCCGCCGGCGGCCGGGCCAGCCCCGGCGUGGCGCGGCUCCCGCCACGAUGAGUGGCUCCUUCGAUCGCAAGCUCAGCAGCAUCCUCACCGACAUCUCCAGCUCGCUGAGCUGCCAUGCGGGCUCCAAGGACUCGCCCACCCUGCCCGAGUCGUCCGUCACCGACCUGGGCUACUACAGUGCCCCCCAGCACGACUACUACUCGGGCCAGCCCUACGGCCAGACGGUGAACCCCUACACCUACCACCCCCAGUUCAACCUCAACGGGCUCGCGAGCACGGGCGCCUACUCGCCCAAGUCGGAAUAUACCUACGGGACCUCCUACCGGCAGUACGGAGGGUACCGGGAGCAGCCGCUGCCCGCCCAGGACCCAGUGUCGGUGAAAGAGGAGCCGGAAGCCGAGGUGCGCAUGGUGAACGGGAAACCCAAGAAGGUCCGCAAGCCGCGCACCAUCUACUCCAGCUACCAGCUGGCCGCCCUGCAGCGCCGCUUCCAGAAGGCCCAGUACCUGGCGCUGCCCGAGCGCGCCGAGCUGGCCGCGCAGCUGGGCCUCACGCAGACACAGGUGAAAAUCUGGUUUCAGAACCGCCGCUCCAAAUUCAAGAAGCUCUACAAGAACGGGGAGGUGCCCCUGGAGCACAGCCCCAACAACAGCGACUCCAUGGCCUGCAACUCGCCUCCGUCACCCGCCCUCUGGGACACCUCCUCCCACUCCACUCCGGCCCCUGCCCGAAGCCAGCUGCCCCCGCCGCUCCCGUACAGUGCCUCCCCCAGCUACUUGGACGACCCCACCAACUCCUGGUACCACGCACAGAACCUGAGCGGACCCCACUUACAGCAGCAGCCGCCUCAGCCGGCCACCCUGCACCAUGCCUCGCCGGGGCCCCCGCCCAACCCUGGGGCUGUGUACUGAGCACCCACCUGGCCUGAACCUCCCACGAAGGACUCCCGGGACCAGACAGAAGGCGUCUCUGUCCUCGCCGACACUCAGGAAUCAUCGAGGAGCACUGGGGAAAGGGAACGCCCCUUCCCCUGCCCUUGUCCCUUCCUCCAGGGACCCAAGAGCUCCAGAUGAAAUUUGCAUGGGCCACGGAUGUCCCCUGAACCUCUGUCCCCCUGCCUAGACACUGGGGUACCCUUCCAGAUGCUGGGACACCCCACUCCAGCUGGGACAGGUGCUCUCCUGUCCCAGGGGCCUGGAUUGGCUUUACGUGGCUUGUCACCUUGCCGCCUCUAACACUUAGUACUUGUUUCCCAGACUGGAGACCGUGGGGGCUGGGGGACUGGGGAGUGUUUGCCGGUCGGGCCUGGUCUGGGACACCAGGCAUUGUGGGUGCCGGGGCCUGCCAGGCCUGGUUCCUCCUACGUGAACUGUGGCCCCCUCUUCCUGAGCAUCCCCGCUGCCAAAGAGACAUUGAACGUGGAGACUGGGACUCAGGGUGGGACCCCAGCCAGCCCCCGCCCCGCACUUGCAGCCCUCAUUUAGGAUUUGAGGGUCAAAGCAAGGAAAGUGGAGGGGGAUAUUUUAAUAUUUGGGGCGUCAGAGGCAAGAACUCCAGGAGUCAUCUCCCUCCUCUCCCGGCUCUGGUUGGAGAGGAGCGGUGGGUCUUAGAAGUCUUUCCUAAGGACCCAUUUCUUCUUCUGUGUACAGGACUUUGCACAACUUUGGUUUUAAAAGCUGUUGAAAAAUAGGAAAACAAAGGGCAUUGUUAACAGAUAGGAUCAAUCUCCCCUCAGUAGGCACCUCUGCUCUGCCCCCCCCAUCCUCUCCCCCCACCUCUUCCUCUCCCCCCACCCCACC